This is a messenger RNA of Ascochyta rabiei, 3629 nucleotides long. Its product is annotated as Ubiquitinyl hydrolase 1. Bases 165 to 3629 code for a protein of 1154 amino acids. Gene Ontology annotation, cellular component: cytosol; nucleus. Gene Ontology annotation, molecular function: cysteine-type endopeptidase activity; cysteine-type deubiquitinase activity; protein binding. The transcript is spliced from 4 exons. Lineage: Eukaryota; Fungi; Ascomycota; Dothideomycetes; Pleosporales; Didymellaceae. The record is from RefSeq and is a predicted model, not a curated record. Gene Ontology annotation, biological process: protein deubiquitination; regulation of protein stability.
AUGGAUCAGGUAAGCUUUGCGCCUGCGCAGCUGUUGCUGGGACAAGACAUGCAGCUUCCCGCUUCCCGCUUCCCGCCUGGGACCUCUCGGCUUCCAGCUUGCAGCUCCAGCGCUGGAUCGCAGCGUCUAGAAGCCGAUUGCCCCCCCCAGCACACGCACCCAACAUGGCCUUUCACGCACCCAACAUGGCCUUUCACGCACCCAACAUGGCCUUCCACGCACCGCUAACCAUGCGCCAGACCGGCACCGACAUGCUCGUCGACCACGAGUACGACGACAAGCAGGCCCACGUCGCCAUCAUCACCCCCGCCGACUCGGACGACCAGAUGGACGACCUGGACGCCGACCCCGAGCCCCGCGCCGACGACUACGACGCCUUCAUGAAGAAACACCUGCCCGAGCUGCCCGACCAGGACAUGGCCGCCGAGACACACCACACCUGGGAGAUCAAAGACUGGCGGACCCUCACCAAGAAGGAGCAUGGCCCCAUCUUCCACUGCGCCGGACAGCCCUGGCGCAUCCUGUUCUUCCCCUACGGCAACAACGUCGAGUUUGCCUCCUUCUACCUCGAGCAGGCCUACCAAGACAAGCAGAUGCCCGACGACUGGUAUGCCUGCGUGCAGUUCAUGCUCGUCCUCUGGAACCCAAACGACCCCACCAUGUUCAUCACACACACCGCACACCACCGCUUCACCGCCGACGAGGGCGACUGGGGCUUCACACGCUUCGCCGAACUGCGCAGGCUCUUUGCAAACACUUGGGACGACCGGGGGCGUCCCAUGGUCGAAGGCAACGCCGCCAACGUCACAGCCUACGUCCGCGUGCUCAAGGACCCCACCGGCGUGCUCUGGCACAACUUCUUGAACUACGACUCCAAGAAGGAGACCGGCAUGGUCGGCCUGAAGAACCAAGGCGCAACCUGCUACUUGAACUCGCUGCUGCAGUCGCUCUACUUCACAAACGCCUUCCGCCAGGCCGUCUACCAGAUCCCCACCGACGAAGACGACAAGGGCAGCUCGUACGCGUUGCAACGCCUCUUUUAUCUGCUGCAGAACACGAACAACGCCGUCAGCACCACGGGUCUGACGCACUCCUUCGGCUGGGACUCGAAACAAAUCUUCGAGCAGCAGGACGUGCAGGAGCUAUCUCGUGUUCUCAUGGACAACCUCGACGCCAAGAUGAAGGGUUCCAUAGCCGAGGGUGCCCUGGAGAGGAUGUUUGUGGGCAAGAUGAAGACGUACAUUUCCUGCAUCAACGUGGACUACGAGUCGUCCCGGAUAGAGGACUACUGGGACAUCCAGCUCAACGUCAGCGGAAACAAGAACCUGGAUGACAGCUUCAAGGACUACGUCCAGGUCGAAACCAUGGACGGCGAGAACAAAUACUUCGCCGAAGGUUUCGGUCUACAGGACGCCAAGAAAGGAGUCAUCUUCGAGAGCUUCCCCCCGGUCUUGCACCUCCAGCUCAAGCGCUUCGAGUACGACUUCCAACGCGAUGCCAUGAUGAAGGUCAACGACCGUUACGAGUUCCCAGAGGUUUGGGACGCAUCGCCCUAUCUGUCCGAGGGCGCCGAUCGAUCAGAGCCCUACGUCUAUCGUCUGCACAGCGUCCUGGUGCACAGCGGCGACCUCAACGCCGGUCACUACUACGCCUUCAUCAAACCCACAAAGGACGGACACUAUUACAAGUUUGACGAUGACCGCGUGACGCGCGCCACGCAGCGUGAAGCGCUGGAGGAGAACUUUGGCGGCGACUACGCUCAGGUGCCAAAUGGCAAUGCCGGCCAGCGAAACCCCUACACCAGGACCUGGUCUUCCAAGCGCUCCAUGAGCGCAUACAUGCUGGUCUACAUUCGCGAGAGCAGAAUCGACAGCAUACUCCCGGACUCCGCAAGCGUGGCGCCGCCGAAGCAUCUAGCGGAGCGUAUCGCCGAGGAGCACGCCGCUUUUGAGAAGAAGAAGAAGGAGCGAGAGGAGGCGCAUCUGUACAUGGAUAUUGCCGUUGCAUCCGAGGAGAACUUCAAGGUCUACCAGGGAUUCGAUAUCGUGCCGUGGAAGGGUGAUUCAGAGACAGCUGCCAAUCCCAAGGUAUACCGCGUCCUCCGUACAAUGACCAUGGCCCAAUUCAACUCGCUGGUAGGCAAGGACCUCGGCAUCGAUGGCGACAUGCUACGGCCAUGGUCCAUGGUGAACCGCCAAAAUGGCACCAUCCGUCCAGACACACCUCUAGAGUUCCCCGACAUGACGGUGGAGGAAGCGUCAGCCAAGCACGGUACCAAACAAUCGACAUUCAGGUUGUGGAUGGAGAAGGCCGCACAGCGCGAUGCAGACGGCGCACCUGCGUUCGACGACAAGCUCUUGGAGCUGAAGGCCGCAAACGACAAGCCCAUCAUGCUGUUCCUGAAGCACUUCGACAUGAAGACGCAGAGCCUGUUUGGUAUCACCACCUUCUACGCCGCCUAUCAAGACCGGGUCUCCGACCUAUUUCCGACCAUCUGCACCCUCCUCGGCUGGCCUGCUGGCACACCGAUGAAGCUGUCGGAAGAGAUCAAGAUGAGCAUGAUCGAAGGGAUGAAGCCCAAGACAACACUCGCGCAAUCAGAGCUCCAAGAUGGCGACAUCGUCACGGUCCAACAGACACUGACCGAGAAGGAGACUGAGCAGAUCAAGUCAACAGGAGGUUACGUCGAUGCCAAGGACUUUUACGAAUUUCUCCUGAACAGGAUCAGCGUUGAAUUCGUUCCAAGGUCUCAGCCCGAGGGGGUGGAACUGCCAUGCUUCUCCUUGACUUUGAGCAAGAAGAUGUCGUACGAUCAGAUGGCCGCCAAGGUCGCCGAGUAUCUUCAAGCCGACCCAACCCAUUUGCGAUUCACGACGGUCAGCACGGCUGGCAAGCCCAAGCAGCCUGUCAAGUACAACGCUAACCACACACUGAACAACAUCAUGUUCCCUGGACCUUAUAGCUACGCGCAAGCUUCGGGCCAGCGACCCGACGCCUUGUUUUACGAGAAGCUCGAGAUGAGUCUCAAAGAGCUUGAGCAGAGGAAGCCUGUUAGGCUGACCUGGUUGCCAGAAGGCCUCCAAAAAGAGGAGGAGGUCACCCUCAUGAUUCCCAAGAGCGCCCAGGUGGCUGACUUGCUAGACGAACUGCAACGCAAGGUCAACAUUAGCGACGAGACGAUGAACAAGGUUCAGCUCUGGGAGGUAUCCAUGCACAGAUUCUCCAAGCAGCUGGCGUCGGAGCUCCAGAUCACGGCUCUUACCGAGUACUCGCAACUGUAUGCAAUGCCCGUCCCGGAAAUCGAUGCGCCGCGCAGGAUCUCGGUCUUCCAUUUCGACAAGGACCACACAAAGGCCCACGGCAUUCCCUUCCAAUUCGCCCUCUUGGAGGGAGAGCCAUUCAGCGAAACCAAGCAGCGUCUUUCGGAUCUGACGAAGAUCAAGGGAAAGCAGCUCGAUAAGAUCAAGUUUGCCAAGGUGCCUAGGGCGCAAUACUCCAAGCCGGUUUACAUCGAGGAGGACGACGAGAUUCUGUGGGACACUGUAGCCGACGACCAUUCGCUCGGACUAGACCACCCGAACAAGAGCAGGAGCUUCUGGGGGAAGUCGGACUCGAUAUUCAUCCGUUGA